ACCCAUGUAUUGGGAUAUCCGCGUCCCUCCUCCUCACAUGUCCAAACAUGAGCUUUUGUUCCCGCAUCUCUUUUAACAAUUUAUCAUGUUAAAGAAUCCAGUGGCUAAAAAUCUCUCCCUCCCCCCCCCCUGCCCCCCCCCCCCCCACACACACAAUGGCGUUUUUCUAUUACUUCUCCACUCUUCUCGGCGGCUCCUUCACACCUUUCUUCUUUGUAAACAACACAUAAAUUGAAAAUGUCAACCUUUUCUCUCUUUACUAUUCCCACUCUCCCUCACCAUACUUCCUAUGCACCCUCCCACACCUUAUCCCUCCUCUCUCCUUCCUCCAUGAACCUCCUCAAACUCCACCACAUCCCGCGCCGUCUCUCCGCCGUCACCUUCCGUCGUAUCUCCAUCUCCGCCGCCGCAGUUCGGCAAGACACAAAUCUCUGGUCAACAACACCUCUAAUUUCCGUAUCUCCGGAAGCUGAAUCGCUGUUCCACAUCAGCAUCGACGUUUCCGAUUACCCUGAAUUAGCUAGUUCGUACACUAAACCUGGUCAAUAUCUCCAACUCCGUGUUCCUAACGUUGAGAAACCGUCGUUUUUAGCUAUUGCUUCACCGCCUAAAGUUGCGGUUAAUAAAGGUGUAUUUGAAUUCCUAGUGAAAAGUGUAUCCGGAUCAACUGCGGAGCUGCUUUGUGGAUUGAACAGAGGUGAUGCUGUUGAAUUGAGUCAGGUAAUGGGGAAUGGAUUUGAUUUGAAUCAAAUUUCUCCGGCGGAGACGUAUCAGACGGUCGUGAUUUUCGCUACCGGAUCUGGAAUUAGCCCAAUUAGAUCCCUGAUCGAGGCAGGAUUUGGUGCAGACAAGAGAUCUGAUGUUCGGCUAUAUUAUGGCGCACGGAAUUUGAAGAGAAUGGGAUACCAGGAUAGGUUUGAAAACUGGGCAUCCUCUGGAGUUAAGGUUGUGCCAGUGUUGUCUCAGCCCGAUAAUGCUUGGAAAGGCGAACGUGGCUAUGUUCAGGCAGCAUUUUCCCGAGCGAAAAACAUUUUUACUCCUCAAUCCACUGGAGCAGUCCUGUGUGGUCAAAAGCAAAUGGCUGAGGAGGUAACUUCUCUACUUGUAGCAGAUGGAGUCUCAACAGAGAAGAUUCUGAAGAACUUCUAAACAAAAUCCAAUUUUGGUUUGUCAUGUUGUAUUAGUGCUUAGUAUAAAACCAAUUCAUUCGAUUUCACCAGCUGGCUACAAGGUAACCAGCAUGAUCAACAACAUAAUGUAACAAUCUUAGCCACAUCAGGCUAAUACACACUUCAGGCUAAUACAGAGUCCAAUUUGAAGCA
Capsicum annuum is the source of this 1322-nucleotide messenger RNA. Its product is annotated as fruit protein pKIWI502. The record is from RefSeq and is a predicted model, not a curated record. The transcript has 5 exons. NCBI's taxonomy places the organism in Eukaryota, Viridiplantae, Streptophyta, Magnoliopsida, Solanales, Solanaceae. Gene Ontology annotation, molecular function: oxidoreductase activity. The coding region runs from base 238 to 1149 and encodes 303 amino acids.